UGCAGAUGAUGGCUUUUAUUACAUGGUAGCAGCAAUUUUGAUCUUGGGGAUUGUUACGAUUAAGCAUUACGAGUUCUGUGAGUGGUUCGCUACUAUGGGUCUUCGCCAGAGCAUGGGAACCAUGGUUAUGCAUUGGAGUUAACACAUGAGGUAUCCUUAUAAAAGAACACGUCUUCGGUCAUUUUUUCCUUCCAGCAACCUCACUUCAAAAUACCAAGCCUACUCUCAAGCAAGAUCCCAAAAGACACGUCUACGUCACAAGCGCAUUCACACCACACCCACAUACCAUCCACCAUGUCAGGCAUCUUCAGCAAGCUCAUGGCCUACUUCACUCCAGAGAAUCCAACGUUCCGCAUCACCACACUCGUCGCACCCGCAACAUCACAACAAUACUUCUCUGAGUACAGCUUCUCACACGCUGAUCUGAUUGGUAUCAACGAAACCAUCACGUUCGAUGUCGACUGCGAUAAAAUCCCAAAAGCCAUUCGCUGUAGCUGUCUAGACUCUGGACGCGAAUGCAAAGCAGAGUACCUGAAGGAGCACUACGUUGUGGAAUGGGCAGCGGGCAGUAUCAUGGGGAACGAAGAGGUGGAGAUUGGAGGAGAGACUGUACGCAGAGAGAAAAGGGGACGGCCAAAGAUUUGGCAGGGUUGGUGCAAGGAUGGUGAAAUGGUAUAUCUGAGCCCCACAGAAAGGCUGAGGUGUAUCGAGGGCUACGAUGAGCAUGUGAGGGGGGAAAUGGGGGGCGACCGGUUGAAGAAGGCGAACUCGUUCUAUUUGGCACGUUAGUCUAGGGACAAACUAAACAGGCCUGCAGCCUGCGUCAACAUAGAAACAUGCAAAGUAGUUAACCCCACGUUGAUGUAGGCUCUAGACUUGUUCGGUUUUUUUGAUGAGGUGUUGGGGCAAGCUUAUUGAUUGUCCGUGCCAACACCAUUCCACGAUCCGGUAUUGCGGAUGGUUGUGAAUGCGGAAGCGAAAUGUUCACGGCUGUGCUAGCGCAUCCCCAAUCCCCAAUCAAGCAUUUACC
This is a messenger RNA of Alternaria rosae, 1030 nucleotides long. RefSeq lists its product as uncharacterized. NCBI's taxonomy places the organism in Eukaryota, Fungi, Ascomycota, Dothideomycetes, Pleosporales, Pleosporaceae. The coding region runs from base 295 to 789 and encodes 164 amino acids. The transcript has a single exon. The record is from RefSeq and is a predicted model, not a curated record.